GAGACAGAGCUCAGUAAGCCUUACACAACACACACAGGCUCCAUUAUGACAGCGUGAGAGCAAACUUAGCGUGAAGCAUUGCAAUUCCAGGCUUUAAGGCAACAAAAUAUGCAAAUAAUGCAAGGGUUGUGUAUACUAUCUACAGGCACCUUAAACAUGUACCAGUUCUGCUGGGUGCCAUUUUGUGCCCUGUUUAGGUUCUAUUCCUCGUGCAUGCUGCUGGGACUAGAGUUUCUGCACCAGAACAAGAUAGUUUACCGGGAUCUGAAGCUAGACAGCCUGUUGAUGGAAGCAGAUGGCUAUGUGAGGAUAGCAGACUUUGGAUUGUGCAAGAAAGGUAUGGGUCACGGAGAUCUCACCUCCACAUUUUGUGGCACACCAGAGUUCCUGGCCCCAGAGGUGCUGACGGACAACAACUACACCCGCUGUGUGGACUGGCGGGGCCUGGGUGUCCUCAUCUACGAGAUGCUGGUGGGAGAGUCUCCCUUCCCUGGUGACGAUGAGGAGGAGGUGUUUGACAGCAUAGUAAAUGAUGAAGUGCGCUAUCCGAAGUUCCUGUCCCCAGAGUCUGUCUCCAUCAUCCAAAAGCUACUACAGAAAAACCCUGAAAGGAGGCUGGGAUCAGGAGACUGGACCCAACGAGGUCAAGAAACACAGCUUCUUCCAGGGACUGGAAGGCUUUGCUUCACAAAAACGUGGUACCCCCGUUCUUCCCACGGAUCAGUAACUUUGACGAGGAGUUCACAAAGCUCAAGCCAGUCCUCACCCCCCCACAGACACCCUACUUCCUCACUGCCAACCAACAGAUCUCUGCCGACUGACUUAUCCUCGCUGCCCUGACCUUAAACAUGAGUAUACAAUGACGGCCAGAUAGACGAACGGACGGACAGGAUUAAAAUCCAAAAUGGUUGCUGCUCCACUGAAGCUGGUUCCUUUCCUUCACUGUGGCAAACAGCUACCUGUUGGCUGGAUAAGUACUGACCAGAUAGGCCACUGUGACGUCCUCUUGGGCAUGUCAUCUCUCCUCUGGGCCAUUAAUGUUCUGUGGGUGAUGAUGAGCACUCCACCUGAACCUCUACAGCCUAUCAGAACUCGGAGCUCGGCCUGCCGAUGAUGAGACCCCAGUCAGUUACACUGAGCUGUAGAAAGGGGACUCCUCAUCCAUGGGAGUGUCAGCCACUCUAUAAACGGUCUUCUGUUUCUCUCUGCCUUGUUCAAAUCUGUAUUUGUAUGUCAGUGUCUGUAUUUGUAUGUUGGUGGUCAAUAUUGACUAUUUUACUUUUGUCUUGUUUUUGUGUAUUUGUCAACUCCAUAUUGAUAGUAUAUCAACUAACAUUGAUAUUGCCAAAUUAAUACUUGACAUGCCACUGUUUUGUUACUGUGACAACACGAAUUAGGUCAUUUGCUGCACUUUCUUAUUCAUUUGUGAAACUAAGAGUGCUUUGAAACUAAGACGUAGGACGUAGACGGCGGACGUAAAGGUAAUGGCGGACUGAGCGAAGUUAUGUAGAGCACCUCAAGAUAAAACAUAAUAUUCGAAAUAUCUGCUAAAUUAGACUAAAAUAUUAGCACUAAAUAAUCUGGUGGGGGAUAACCUUCAAUCUGGAUAAUAACACAAAACAAAUCCUAAGACUAGAGACAUUUAUCGACAAAUAUUACGAAAACAAGCAACACCCAAACAUGACGGAGAAUAAGACAGGGGAACCGAAUCAAAAACGAAAACGUGACUCCUCAACCGACACGGAUGAUCUAAUAUUCUCAACACCAGCAAUGGUAAAGGUCGAAACCGAUCUGUUAAAAUCAAUAAAUGACAAACUGGGUAUACUUGAAUUAGUUAGUAAAGAUAUAAAAGACUUGAAGGCAAGCCUAGAGAUGAGUGAUGAAAAAGCUGCGACAUUGGAGAAGGAAACACACGUGCUAAAAGUGACGGUCAAUAAGAUUGAAACCGAAAUGAAUGAAUUUAAAAAGGAGAACAACGUUCUGAAAGAAUGCUUACUGGACAUACAAACUAGAUCCAUGAGAGAGAAUUUGGUACUUACAGGUAUCCAAGAGAAAGAAGGAGAGGUUCCUGAAUCUGUAGUUAGGAGAGUUCCUUUUUGCAGCGCUUCAGAUUCCACGCGAAGUUAUCGAUAAGAUCCAACUUGAACGUGUACACCGCCUCGGACAGAGAGGGCAGAGGUACGAACGCCCAAUCGUUGCCAAAUGUGCUUAAUUUAAAGAUAAAAUAAUGGUUAAAAGCCUGGGUAAAAGACUUGCUGGGACCAAAAUUGGCAUGAAUGAUCAGUUUCCGAAAGAAAUUGCAGAACGUUCUGUAUCCAAGUUCUGUAUCCAAUUUUCAAAGAAAAUAGAUUAAAAGCGAAACGAGUAGCUCUCGUCGUGGAUAAACUAUAUAUUGAUAACCAGUUGUUCAGAGACACAAAGAUUACUCCAUGGUUAUUUUAAAAAUUACAAAGUUCUCAUAGAUGAGGAAAAUAAACACAAUUCAAGCCCGGUUACUGAUUGUAACAAUACAAUACAAAAUAUAGCUUUUCUAUAAAUCUUCACAUAUAACUAAUUGAACACAAGCACUAUUUCUACAUAGUGAAGAUAAAAACUAAGUAAACAGAAGGCACAGUAUGUGUGGAUGGUGUGGUGUGUGUUUAUUUUUAUUUGUUAUGUUUGGAAAGUUGAGUGAGUGAGUAAUGAAAUAGUUGCAUAUCCCAGAGCCAGUGUAUUGCUGUGGGCCGGGUAUGAGAGGGCUUUCAAUGUUGUUCAAAUGAUGGAUAUACUUUUAUAAUGAAUUAUACGUCUUAUUUAUUUAUUGUCCUAUCAUGGGGAACUACAUUUUUAAAAUAAAUUAUAUCUAAUUAUUUAUUAUCCUAUUUU
Molecule: messenger RNA, 2865 nt
Organism: Salvelinus fontinalis (brook trout)
Lineage: Eukaryota; Metazoa; Chordata; Actinopteri; Salmoniformes; Salmonidae
Product: serine/threonine-protein kinase N1-like
Exons: 7
Coding region: 109-840 (243 amino acids)
Biological process (GO): protein phosphorylation
Molecular function (GO): protein kinase activity; ATP binding
Source: RefSeq, a predicted model, not a curated record